Metopolophium dirhodum (rose-grain aphid) is the source of this 3430-nucleotide messenger RNA. RefSeq lists its product as uncharacterized. Bases 480 to 1241 code for a protein of 253 amino acids. The transcript has 5 exons. The record is from RefSeq and is a predicted model, not a curated record. NCBI's taxonomy places the organism in Eukaryota, Metazoa, Arthropoda, Insecta, Hemiptera, Aphididae.
AUAAUAGUAGGGGUCACGAUCGCGUUCGUCGGCUCCGGCGCAGAACACCACCAGAGCACCAGCCAUCUGAAGUCCAAGCCGGUCGUUGACUCCUCCGCGUGCGCGUUACUCUUGUCAAAAACACACGUCGUCGUCGUCGUCGUCGCGCAAAGUUUCUGCGAAUAAAAUUGAAAAAUAAAAACACCCGUACCAGUGUUGGACGCGCGCGUGUGCACCGCCGCGACGACGAUCCGCCGCGGGGCUGCAAAACGGAAAACACGCGCGCGCGACCAUAUACGACAACCGCGCGUAGCGCAGUAGCAGUCGGUCGUCCACCGCGCGCGUAUACACGGGAUAUGACCGCUAUAGUAGCUGUCGUCCAGCCUGACCGCUCGUAACCACUCAUCAUAAACGCAGCCGAUACAGCAGCUACAGCAGCUAUCGUCACCGGUGCACCGUCGUCACGUCGAGUCGAACGGACGCCCGCGAUCGCCGUCACCAUGACCGUCACCGUCAAAGGAGUUCCUCGUUACCACCACCGGUCGUCUUCGUUCAAGUUAUUGCGUAUAAUUUAUGUACUAUCCCUGUGCAAGUAUACGUGGGCUGAACUUUGUGGCGGAAAUGGUGAAUCGCUGAAAUACUUGCGGGGUGACGCGCUCACCGAUAAUUUGGAUUGCAUCGGUCCCAAUGGUAAACCUUAUCCUGAGUCGAUAGUAGCCGGCACUUAUAGACGCACCCACAACUGGGGAUCAUCAAGGACAGGACGCGACGCUUUUAACGCAGGCUCGAAACCCAGUCCCGAAACGGUACGAGAAACACUACUAAAAACCUAUAAAAUUAAUAAUCACAAUGAAGAUUACACGAUCAGUAGAACUGCUCGAGAAUAUGGAUCAACACCAGCAGCCAAUCGUGAACUAUGUCAAACGCCAAACAGACUGUGCCGCACCAGAUACAAUACGACUGCGCCCAUGUACGGCGUGUCACUGACGUCUGGCCAACCUGUGACUAUCGUUCAAAAAUUCCCGGAUCUGUUACAACAAGUCGUUUACGAAGUUUGCGAAUCAAACGAGUGCGACAUGGUCAGAGGAGAGUGUACGCAAACUUACGUACCAUACUUGUUCCUGGUAAUACCUUUGGGACCGGUGACACUGACCGGCCAGGAUUACGUGCUCGUGGAAAGUGGAUGCGUAUGCAAACCAAAGGGCUCCAGGUCCACCGCACACGAAUUGGUGUCUACUAUUCCGGCAAUGCCUCGUCCUUAGAGUGCGUUUAAACGUCAUCGUAUACCUACAUAUAAAAGAAAAUACACCUCGCCGUUUAUACUAUAUUUAUAUUAUCAUAUCAUAUUAUUGUCGUGUACUAUAUAGUCCAUAUUAUUGUAUAUUAUACUCUAUACAAUAAUAAAAUAUACCGUACUGUAUAUAGGUACUAUUCAAUAAAGUCAUGAGAGUUGUUCAAAAAAACAAAUGCCUUGUUGACCUCAUGACGUAACACACCCCUACUUAUAAUGUUUUUUACUUUUUCGUAUCUAUCCGUUUAUUGUUUAAGUACCUAUAUACACGUAUACGCGUGUCUAAACAUUUACGCGUGAAUAUAAGUACAGUAGCGUCACGCAUUUUUUUUUAUUAUUUUUAGGGCCAACAUAGAAGUUAAAUCCACCCGCAUCUAUCCCUGAAAACUUAACACCGAUAUACAUGACUUAGAUUAUGUAGUAGAAAGUCUGCUUGCUCACCUAAAAAACUAUAUUUGCAACUAUGCAAGUGGCAACCGAGUAACUUCCCCCUCGUAUAAAAAAAUUCUCAUGACGCAACUGUACAUUGUAUAUACCAUAGCGGAUAUACGUAUAGAUAGUAGAUACGUUAUAUUUUAUUAUUAUAAUGAUGAUAUAAAUAAUAUGAUUAUUAUUUAUUUAAAAUAAUGCUCAACUUAUGUAGUGGCGCCAAAUAUUUUUAAUUUAUUACGCGUAUACAAUGGUUUUUAUAAUAUUGUGUACCUAGUUUGCCUUACUGUAACAGUGAAUAUUUUACUUUAAUGGCUAGUAUGCUGCACGUUUUUUUUAAAAAUUAUGUGAUACUGUAUUAAUAAUCAACUCGUUUAUGUAAAAUAAUAAAUUAGGUUAAUUAUUAAUAUUAAGAUAAUUAGUCUUAAAUUUAAAUUAAUAUUUUUUACCAAAGUAUAUCUUGUAUUAUAGUGAAAAUAUAUUAUUAACAUUUCAACUGACCAAAAAAUCAGAUUCAAUUACCUACAUAAUAUAUGAUAAACGUUUUUUUAAGAAUUGUAAAACUCGGAACUCUAGUGGUAGAAUACUUUAUGAAAACACAAAAAGUAGUAGUAUAUUAUAUAGAUAAUACACUAUUAAUAGGCAAUAAAUACUAUAAAUGUAAGGUAUAGGCGGUGGGCGUAUACUUAAAGAGAUUGAUAACCUAACGGUUACACACCAUACAGGGGUGGAUUUAUUGGGGAUCGACGUGGUGAUUACAACCCCUUUCCCUUUGGGAUUUAAAAAAAAAUUAUUUCAAUUAGUUAAUUUUAUGAUGUAGAUAAUACGGUGUAGAAAUUCUGAUUUCACCAACACAUGCAGCAUAAUAAUACUAACAUUUCCAAAAAAAAUAUUCCAAAAAAUCAAUUAGGAAGUAAGCUACAUUCGUUCCCGAGUUAAUGCGUAUACCGCUAUAUACCGCUACACAGAAUUAUUUAAAGAAUCGGCCUUCUUAGCGCUCCUGGCGGCCAACGUCCCCAUUAAAUUCCGUAAAAUCAAGAUUCAAAAAUAUCUUAGUCAAAGUUCGGAAGUGACCACUGUGUAUUAUCUACAUCGUGAAAUUAACUAAUUUAAAAAAAAAAAUUAUUGACCAUAACUUACAAAUUAAGUUUGAAAGUACCAUCAUGCAAAACACGCAUGGGUUUACGCAUUUGGUGUACCUACCCAGAUAAAACAGAUUUGUAAACUGUAACUAAGAUUAUUUAAUUAAUCAUAUUAAUUACAAUAAUUGUUACCUAACCAAUGUUUGUUCAGGAUAUUUAAACUAAACUUGGAUUCUCGUAUGAACUCAUAUAAGUUAAUUAGUAAUUAAUAUAGAAAUAAAUUUUCAUUGUACUUUAUAUAUCACUCAAAAAUAUUCCUACUCGCCACAAGCUUGUUUAAGGCUUCAGAUCCGCCCCCCGAGUCAGCAUACCUAUAUAUGUAAGACCUAUGUAAGAUAUGUAUUUUAUAAUGUAGGUACAUGCUCAAUAAUUUGAAGAAAUGGAUAUAGCCUACAAUAAUAUCUUACAUGCACAUUUUAUUGCAUUUAUAUGAUUUGUAUAUAUCUAUAAAAAUAGUUAAUUUGAUAGUAAAUAAAAUUGUACAGUAGGUGCUUUUUGUAAUUUAUUAUUAAUGAAUUAUAUAUAUAUGUAUUUAUGUGUAAGCAGAAAAAAAAUAAAAUUAUACUUGAUAAAAUAAUUGUUCGUAUUU